CGAGAACCGACUGUGACCGAUCGCUCUCGCGAUAGCUGAGAGCGGCUGGGCGUUCACCUUCAGAGCGCGGUGACCAGUGGUGACGCCAUCAGCCCGCGCCGGGUGUUUGGGGAGCCCGCGGGGACAGCUUGGGGCCGCGGCGGCUGGACAAGUGGGGCAUUAUUUUGAAGACAAUGUCUGGAAGUUUCUACUUUGUAAUAGUCGGUCAUCAUGAUAAUCCAGUAUUUGAAAUGGAAUUUCUACCUUCUGGAAAAGUGGAGUCCAAGGAUGAUCAUCGUCAUCUCAACCAGUUCAUAGCUCAUGCUGCUCUUGACCUAGUAGACGAGAAUAUGUGGCUGUCUAACAACAUGUACCUGAAGACAGUGGACAAGUUUAAUGAAUGGUUUGUUUCUGCUUUUGUCACUGCAGGACAUAUGAGAUUUAUUAUGCUUCAUGAUGUAAGACAAGAAGAUGGAAUUAAAAACUUCUUUAAUGAUGUCUAUGACUUGUAUAUAAAGUUUGCAAUGAAUCCAUUCUAUGAACCCAAUUCUCCUGUUCGAUCAAGUGCAUUCGACAGAAAAGUGCAAUUUCUUGGGAAAAAACAUCUUUUAAGCUGAAUACUUUUAAAUAGAGAGACUUUAUUGUAUCUUCAUGAAUCUGAACUGUAAUUAACUUAAAUAACCUGGUAAGUUUUCAGCAUGUUUGACAUGUCUCUUUUUGAAGACUUAAGACAAAUCAGCUGCCCCAUAAUUUUUUUUCAAAAUUGAGUUUUUGGGGUUAUGAGAAAUACUGUAAAAAUCCUUCCAGUUGCCAUGGGUCGUGAAAGUGUUAAACGAACAAGUCAGUAUAAACAGUGGUAGCAAAUCUUACUGUAUUCCAAAGUUAGAGGCAUCAGUAUAUCAGUUGCCUCAUCAAUGCAGAGAUGAAAAGCAGAUCUCUUGUGUUUAUGUAGCCUGUUGGAAGGAAAUCAGAUCUAAAUGCAAAAAAAGCUUUAGUGUCUGGGUGUAUGUCACAAUUGUAUGACUUAGCACAAAGAAUAGGGAAUUUCUUAAUUGUUAGGCCUAAAGGGAGAAAUAUUGGUUAACGUAGUAAGAUUAAAAGUUGCUAUGUUUGUCACAGUCCUAAAUAGGAAACUGUUGCACAGCACAAUACAAGACUAAUUCCCCCUUGCCCCUGUCAUGUGAGCUCUCAGAGAUGCAUCCCAGCAUGCUGUGGUUAAAGAAACGUCUGGGGCUGGCAAUUAAGACCUUGCAAUACUAUUUUCCAAUAAGUCAGCAACUCUCAAACAGCUUUUCUUUUCUUUUUUUUAAAAAAUAUCAAAACUGCUGAACGAUGUACUGCAUGGUUGAUGCCAGAAACCUAUACCUGCACAUUCUGCCAGUGAAGGAAUAAAGAAAAUAUAAUAGAUCAAAAGAUUACAGCCAUUCUUCCCUAACUUACGCCAUUUCUUUUCAGGACAACGCUUAAUCAUAUAUUUAAGUUCCACUGAGGUAAAUAGAAUUUGAGUGUUGAAGCACCCUCCUGAAUAUGGAACUUGAACUAUUUUGUGAGGUUGGAUAGGGUGCAAGGCAGAUUUUGGACCAUUCUGUUUACUAUUCUGUACUACAAAAUAGAGAAACUUUUGCAAGCAGGUAUCUUUAUACUGUCAUUCCAAAAUAGUUACAAUUUUAAAAUGAAUAGCAUAAUAUCAAGCAGAUACACAGCUAAAUAACUGUAAGAUACUUUGGUUCAGUUUAGAGUACAUGUAAUCCAUUAUUUUGCAUGUUAUAUAAACUGAUUUCUUAGCAUUGGCUUAUUAAAUAUGUGAAAGACCUCAUACAAGUGACUGAAGACCUAGUUGUUUCAGAAACAUUUUGCAUUUUCCAUUUAAAUUGGUUAUUUAAAUUGUUUUAGCUGUAGAUUUAUCCAGUCCUCAUUUAAGAACUAUGCUUAUUUCUAAAACGUCCCAGGAAAACUGGAAGAUAAUAUUAAGAGGUCCUGCUGUUUCUUUCAAAUAAAAUUAUUUGACAUUG
Chelonia mydas (Green sea turtle) is the source of this 1991-nucleotide messenger RNA. RefSeq names its product trafficking protein particle complex subunit 2 (gene TRAPPC2). Gene Ontology annotation, cellular component: cytoplasm; nucleus; TRAPP complex. The record is from RefSeq and is a predicted model, not a curated record. Gene Ontology annotation, biological process: endoplasmic reticulum to Golgi vesicle-mediated transport. The coding region runs from base 174 to 596 and encodes 140 amino acids. Lineage: Eukaryota; Metazoa; Chordata; Testudines; Cheloniidae. The transcript is spliced from 5 exons.